Messenger RNA from Stomoxys calcitrans (stable fly), 888 nucleotides. Its product is annotated as odorant receptor 67d-like. The transcript has 4 exons. Gene Ontology annotation, molecular function: odorant binding; olfactory receptor activity. Lineage: Eukaryota; Metazoa; Arthropoda; Insecta; Diptera; Muscidae. Gene Ontology annotation, cellular component: plasma membrane. Gene Ontology annotation, biological process: detection of chemical stimulus involved in sensory perception of smell; sensory perception of smell. The record is from RefSeq and is a predicted model, not a curated record. The coding region runs from base 1 to 888 and encodes 295 amino acids.
AUGAUCUCCCAAUUGGCCAUACCAGAAUUCCAUCAAUCCAAAACUGUGCCUCUGGCUGCAGUGUAUCACACUCGACCAUACCGAAAUCGUUCUUUUGAGGAAAUUCGAUCCUGGAUUGGAAUCCUGGCGAGACCAUCAGAAAAAAUUGUUAUAAUCCGUAUUGUACGACUCUGUUCGUCGGUGUGCGGUGCAGAUGUUCUUGAUCCUAAAUAUCGCAUAAAUUUACUCACCUUUAUCGUUUUGUCGUUCAUCAAUUUGUUCCUGGUCUUCACUGGAUACACCAUCUAUGUGAACUUGUAUGUAGAGCGUGAUUGGACCAAAGUACUGCAAACUCUAUGCAUGGUUGGAAGUGCACUGCAGGGCUACUGCAAACUCUUGAAUGCUAUUUGGAACAGACAUCAUCUGAAAUUUAUGGCCCAGGAACUGCAUCAAAUCUAUAAAGAAUAUGAACAGAAACAUGCCCAUUAUCGUCAAGAAUUGACCAAAAAUGUCAAUAACGUUUUGAAAUGUAUAAAAUUUGUUCUCUACACCUAUGCCAUUAACCUUACUGCCAUUGUUAUGGUGGUGCCAAUCUAUCGCCUUAUAUACAAAGAACGUAUCUUUGUCAUGCAAUUUCUUUUGCCGGCAGUGAAUCCGGAUACAGAAUUUGGUUAUAUGACCAUGAAUUGUAUGCACUUGAUUUGCAUUAUGUUCGGAGCCUUUGGAAACUUUGCCGCCGAUACUUUUUUCAUUACCUUUGUCGGCCAUAUUCCCUUACUGAAGGAUGUUUUAAGGUGCAAAUUUGAAGAUUUAAAUGUAAAGCUGGACGAAAAGGAUAUGGAGAAAACGAAAGAGUACAAGGCAAUAUUGCGAGACAUUUUUGAAUGGCAUCAAAAGUACAUGACGUGA